Molecule: messenger RNA, 3301 nt
Organism: Coregonus clupeaformis (lake whitefish)
Lineage: Eukaryota; Metazoa; Chordata; Actinopteri; Salmoniformes; Salmonidae
Product: transcriptional repressor p66 alpha
Exons: 11
Coding region: 190-2553 (787 amino acids)
Biological process (GO): negative regulation of transcription by RNA polymerase II
Cellular component (GO): NuRD complex
Source: RefSeq, a predicted model, not a curated record
UGGUGACGCCGCCACUCCAUGUGUGUUGAGAAGCGCAUUAUUUGGCAACAGAGGCGGCAGCGGGGAGGGCAGAAAAAAAGAGGGUAUCCCCUGGAUUUUUAAAUAACAUCGAAUUAUCGGAGCUGAUUGUCAUCCUAAAUACUUUGGACGACCCGCAGUCGACGGAUCGCUGUCGAAUCGACCGAGGGGAUGUCUGAGGAGGCUGUUCGUCAGACACGCAGCCAGAAGAGGGCGCUGGGGAGGGAAAUCCCACCCCCUGAUUCUGAAGCCCCUCCCACUGAGUCUGACAGCAAAAAGCUCAAACUAGACGGGGCCGAGACUGGAGCUCCGGACCAGGAUCAUGAGAGCCCAAAUAAACCACAACCCGAAACCACAAAGGAUGACAAGGACCUGGUUAAACCUCUGGUUAAGCCUGUGGUUCAGCCUGAGAAGGUAACGGAACCAGAACUACCCCGGUUAACAUUACCGUUAGUGUUACCAUCACAACCAGCAAAUGAGCAAGAGCAGGACCCGGCCCUGAAACAAUCAGAACAGAGCUUAGAGAACCGGACUGAGCGGAAUGACCGCAGCGACCAGGUAAGGGUGAAGAGUGAGAUGCAUCUAGAUGGACAGAACCGGACUGUGCGGUCAGAGCCAAAGGUGGCCAGCAGUAUGAUGACGUCAACGGAGGUGAAGGCUACCAUUAAAGUGGAGGUCCAGACAGGAGAGCAGGCUCUGGACAUGAGCACCUCUAGAGGCUCCAUAAAGAGCGAGAAGCGUCCCCCGUCCCUAGAUGAUGAUGAUGAUGAUGAUGAUGAUGAUGUAAUCAUCCUGUCGGAUAACGACUCCUGCAGUCCGCCGAUGAACGGCUUGAACCACUUCAAUGAGCUGGACACAGACCUACUCAUGAAGAGCAGGCCAGAGGAGAGGGAUCGCAUCAUCAAACAGUUGAAGGAGGAGCUGAGACUGGAGGAGGCCAAGCUGGUGCUGCUGAAGAAACUACGCCAGAGCCAGAUACAGAAGGAUGCGUUGCAGAAGGUAUGGACACAUGUAGCCAAGCCUUCAGGAUUGUCGGGUUCUGCGGCUCCACCAUCUCUGAUCCGGGGAUCCAUCACAGCCAGUAAAGGCUCCCAGCAGGUGGUGUCAGGUAGGAGUUUGGGCACAGUCAUUCCUCCUCCUCUGGUGAGGGGUGGGCAGCAGAUCUCCUCCAAACAUGGCUCCCACAACUCCCAGAUCAUCAUGCCACCCCUGGUCAGAGGGGCACUGCCAAUCGCUGUGUCUCCCCAGCAGAUCCAGUCUCUCCGGCAGCAGCAGCAACAGCAGCUGUCAGGGUCUGUCUCAGGGGGCUCUGGCCCCCCUCCUCUGCUGCUGGCCCCCAGGGCCAACGUACCCGGCUCUCAGGCCCAGAGAGGCCUCAUGCAGUCAGGCCUCAUCAGGGUGGGCAACGUCAACAACGCCAGCCUGCUGGUCAACAUCUCACAGGCCUCCACAACCAACAUGAAGGGUUCUUCUAUCACCUCCCAGUCUGGAAACAGCAGUGUGUCUGUGGUCAACGUGAACGACUCUCCUGCCGCCCGUCAGGCUGCGGCUAAGCUAGCCCUGCGUAAGCAGCUGGAGAAGACCCUUCUGGAGAUUCCUCCUCCCAAACCUCUCGCCCCAGAGCUCAACUUCCUGCCCUCGGCGGCCAACAACGAGUUCAUCUACCUGGUGGGUCUGGAGGACGUGGUGCAGAACCUGCUGGACUCCAUGAUGAGAGCUAAAACAGGUAUGCCCCCGGACAAGCCUGCCAUCAAAGAGCCCUUCACCUGCAUCCAGUGCAGCACCGACUUUACCUGCCGCUGGAGACAGGACAAGGCCAAGGGUGGGACCAUCCUCUGUGCUGACUGCAUGUCCUCCAAUCAGAAGAAAGCCCUGAAGGCUGAGCACACCAAUAGGCUGAAGGCUGCGUUCGUCAAGGCCCUGCAGCAGGAGCAGGAGAUAGAGCAGCGGAUCCUCCAGCAGGCCGCCUCCCCUGUCUCUCACACCCCCUCCUCCUCUUCCUCCUCCUCAUCCUCUUCUCCAUCGGUGAUGUCCCAGCAGCUGAAGCAGGUUCAGGCCCAGGCCAGGGCCUCGUCUCUGCAGCACCAGCACCUUCACCAUCACCAGCAGCAGAACAGAGGACAUAGCAUCGCACGCCACCACUCCAACAUAAAACAGAGCCCUCAGGGCCAGGUCUCCCGUGGCGGUGUCCCGUCGGUGGGGGCGAGGAGCGUGUCCCACUCCUUCUCCUCCUCCUCCUCUCAGCUGCAGAGCGCCGUGGCUGCUGCGGCCUUGGUCAGCCGGCCAGGUAAGCAUGCCCCUGUGCGCCCCGCUGCCCAGGGUUCUAAGGGCAGCUCCAGUGGGAACAGCAGCAGAGCCCAAGCCACUGCAUGGAGGAAGCAGAACAACAUCAACACAGGUGUGACCAUGGCCUACGUGAACCCCAGUCUGCCAGUCCAUAAGACCUCGUCCACAGUGGACGCCCGUCAGAGAGAGUACCUCCUGGACAUGAUCCCCUCGCGCCCCAUCUCCCAGACAGCUAACACAUGGAAAUAAUCAUCUCAUUCAUUACCAUUAUCAAUAACCAUUAGCUACUGUUGUCAAUGCCAACAAUACAGCCCCUCCCCCCCGUGAGGACAGUUAUGGAAACGCGCAGCCUCCAAACCUUUGAGGAGAAGCAUUCUCAAGAAAAAAAUGUGCUAGUGUUUUUGUUUCUCUUAUGUUGUCUUUCAAGUCUAUUGUUUCUCAUGAGGCUCACCGAUGUUUGAUCAGUGUGCAUAAACAGCAAUUUACACCGGAGCAAAAAAAGAAAUGCGUAAAGGGCUUCCUUCCAUAUGUUCGUCAGCCAUGAUGUCUGUGAGUUUAUGAUGGCUUGAGAAUGUUGCUUUUCUCUCAAGAACAUAAGUUGGCGUUCUGCCGACCAUGGAAACGAUGGACAGCUCUUUACCUAUUGGACAGAACUAGGAGCCGUUUGGCCCUCUGUCAUCUUAGACUCAGCGAAUGGGAUGCAGACAAACUGUUGGGGUGUGGUCAAGGUGAAAUUACUUGGAACUGUUUACUUCAUAUUCAAGAGUACCCUAAAAAAGAUAUAAGACAAAAAAUAUGAUCUCCAAUAAACAUUCUCUUUAAGUUAAAAGAAACUGAGCAGUGAUGUUUUCAGUGCAUAACCUCAGUAACAGUUGAUUUGGAAUUUGUUUGUAUUUACAGUAAGUUAUUGGUUAUUUUGGGGGACUGAUGUAUACAUGAAAAAUUCCUGUCAUGAUGUUGUGGUUUUAACAACUGAACAAUUUAUUCUAGCCUCAUA